Molecule: messenger RNA, 5822 nt
Organism: Bombina bombina (fire-bellied toad)
Lineage: Eukaryota; Metazoa; Chordata; Amphibia; Anura; Bombinatoridae
Product: sialic acid-binding Ig-like lectin 16
Source: RefSeq, a predicted model, not a curated record
AGCAAAAGUGAUUAAUUGGGUGGACUUGCAUGAAAGUAAAAACACGUCGAGAAGAGAGAACAUUUAAGGAAAAUAGAAAUAAAAAGUUAGAUGAUAACCAGAAUGUGGACCUUAAGAAAGAAGAAUGAAUCGGAAAUUGGAGAAAAUUAGGGAAGCACAAGAAAAUACUUUCAGACAAUAACAUAAAGUAACAGAGGACACAGCAAAAUCUCAUGCAUAUCCUGACAAAUACUAAGUAAAUGUGAAGCAAGUGACACUAGCAGAGGAAGCAGGAGGCAUGAGGGCACAGUAACACCUUGCACAUAGGGAUGAAACUGCCAAUGGCAGUCUGAAUUAGAGAUUUGCAAACAUUCUGCGAGUGCAGACGAUGCCACUCAGCAUCUGAACAAAGAUGUGGUUUGUAAGGGGCUCGUAUAAUCAGGAAUGUCAUGUACUUCUGGCCUUUGUUCUGUCUUUAUUGUGGCAUGUUGUAGAUUGUCAGGAACAGACAGAUUUCACUAUACAGGCUCCAAAAGAAGUAGCAGCACAAAAUGGACUGUGUGUGCAAUUUCUCUGCAGCUUUACCUAUGAUCAUUUAUCUGGAAAUAUAGAGUCAAGGUCUGAAGGAAUCUGGAAAAGAGAUGGAGUCAAUGGAGUUGUUGUAGCUUCAAAAGGAGGUUCUCCCAAAUCAUCUAACACAAAUUCACGCAUCCUUCUUACUGGAAAUCUGCAAAAGGGGGACUGUUCUUUGCGUAUAAAUAAUGUGAGUCCAAAAGAUCAGGGACAUUAUGUAUUUAGAAUUGAAGGAACAGACAGACUGAAAUAUAAUUACCGUUCCAUCCAGCCUUAUGUGAACGUGACAGAUAAACCGAUCAUUUCUUCAGUCAAGAUGCUGAUUUCUGGUAAAGAAGCUACACUGACAUGCACAGCCCCUUUGAGCUGUUCUAAGACUCUAACCAUUGAGUGGGAAGGAAAUGUAGCAAAAAAAAAGCACAAUUUAUCAAACAUCACAUUUACUCCAUCUGAGAGAGACCACAACUCAACUCUGUCAUGUAAAGUAACCUACGGUAUCUAUAAAGUCCUUAUUACAAGUGACACAAUUACUCUUAGUGUUUCAUAUCCUCCCUCUAUGGAAAUCAUCAUCUCAGGACGGGAGCUGAUCAGCAGCAAUAGUGUGAGUGUGGUAGAAGGGGAAUCAUUAACAAUGGAUUGCCACGUGAACAGUAACCCAGAAGCUACCAUUCAGUGGCUAAAAGGAGAUGAAGUAAUUAAUAAUAAAUCCUCUACGCUAAGUCUAAUAAAUCAACUUCAAAACAUUUCACUAAGUAAUGACGGAUUGUACACAUGUUAUGCAAAAAAUGUCAUUGGGAACAUCAGCAAUUCUCUUUAUGUUACUGUGAAAUAUGCUCCAAGAAGUCCAGAGAUUCAAGCUAAACAUCUUCAUGGAGAGAACACUUCAAAAGAAAAUUAUACAAUUGUCUUAGAGGGAUCCCCGUUAUCCUUAUUGUGUUCUGCCAAAAGUAAUCCAGUAGCGACAUUUAUGUGGAUGAAAUCUAGCCACAAUGUGACAACCAAUUUACCAAAUGGACAAGAUGGAUUUCUGAAUAUUAUCAGUGUCUCAGAGAGUGAUGAGGGGACAUACACAUGUAACGCCAACAAUGAACAUGGUAAUGCAUGCAGCUCCAUCACAAUAAUUAUGGCAUAUAAACCGAAACCCCUACUGACAAAUGUUUCUGAGUGCUCAAGAAAAGACAAUUCUAUUGAAUGCAGUUGUUUUAUUCACUCAUUUCCGCCACCUCAAAUAAUGUGGAAGAUUAAUAAAGAAUAUUACAAUUACAGCAACAAGGACCUUCAUAUUAUCACUCUGAAGGCAGAGCGAGUAUGGAACAGCACCUUGACAAUUCAAGUUAAAAAUGAGAUCCAUUAUACUAUUCAGUGCAUCGGGUUUAAUAUAUUUGGUAACUUCAGCUUGGAUUUAACUUUAAACGCUCCUGUGAGACAGAAUCAAGCCAUUAUGGUUGGAGCUAUUGCUGGAACAUUUCUUCUUGUUUUGAUUUUUCUGGCAGUUGUUUUUGCCAAGUUCAUCCAAAAAAAAAAACAAUUUCAGAAGGAAGGAACCACAGAGGUUAACCCUGCGGAUGAAGCAAUUUACUGCAAUACAAAAAUGACAACACCAGACUCUGAUGAAAUCCAAAUGACUGAAGAGGAGCAGCAAUAUGAAAUGGAGCCUACUUAUCAAGAUCUAUCUGUUUACAUGAACUAUGAGGAUGAUCUGAAUUAUGUAACCUUAGAUUUCUCAAAGAUGAAACCCAAAGAUGUUCCAGAUGAGGAAACAGAUGAAGAGAUGAUUGAAUACGCAGAGGUCAAGCACUAAUAUCCAAGAUCAACUUUAAAGUGCAGCUAAAUAAAUCAAUAUAAACCGCUCCUUUAGAAUCAAUUCAAGUUCAAGAAACGACAUAAAUAGUUUUUUUAGGAAUUCAUCGUGUAAACAUGGGGUUUCAAUUUAUCAUAUUGGAACAGGACAUUGCCGUGUAUUUCAUGCCUGAAUAUACUAUAAUUAUUACGAAAACCCAUUCAUAUAGAAAAGAAACCUUUAUUUGUGUAUAGGGAUUGUGUAAAUUAUCAUUCACAAUCAUUACAAUUUGAUGUUUGCUCAAUAUCAAAUGGUUAUUAACCUGUGCAACUUAUUCUAUGCUAUAUGGGUUUAUCUAUUUGCAUUUACCACCAGAAUUAUGCACUGAACAACAACUCCUUCAGAUGUUACACAGGUGGAGCAGGAGUCAUGGAUUUUCCAUAGAUGGUGCUAACGCAUGAAGUCGGAAGGGUUGGAUACUCAAGCGGCAGAGUGGCAGAGGGGGCAACCGCCACAUAAACCAAAUGAGUGGUGGUAUAGGGUAAAAUAUUGUGAUCCUCUCUCACCCUCAUGCACGCUUGAAGAAGCACCACUGGAUCACAUACAACAUUGAAAGACAGAGGAGACGUUCUUUGUUUUGAGGUAUUUUUUAAACCAAUUAAGAGGUCGAUCACAAUCAAUUGGCGAUUUGCUUCAAAAAUGUUUUUUUUUUGCUUUCUGGCUGAAUUGGUCGUUGUGUAUCCAUUUGUUAAAUGCGUGCAGCUGAUAAUACUUUUUCAAUAGAAAAGUUCCAGAAAAGGCCUUUUUCUGUGUUAAGUAAGUGUUUUCAGGAUAGAAACUGAAAUGUUCAAUAGUCCUUUCACUCCUUUUAAGGUUACAGUAAAGUGCUCUUGAAUUAACACCUUUGUUCACUGUUAAAGGGAAUUGCUUAUUUACAUGUGUGAGAUUAACCAAAUCCAUCCUCACCACUAUUUAACCCCCUGAAUGCCAUUUGUAUGUGGGCAUGAUGAACAUACUGAGCAUGAUUGCUCCCUCGCUAUAGCAUCACUUAUAAUAUUUAACAAAGUUUGAGUCUUACAAUAUUUAUAUGUAUUAUUUGUAAAUGCACCACUUCUGGUGUGAUCUUAAACAAGAUGUAUACAAUGGGGGUCUAUUACAUGGACUUAUGAUAUCUUCUUAUACUGGAUUUUAACAGUACUAAAAGGUCAGAAUGUGAAACAUGCUAUAUCUAUAAAGAUAAUGUUCAAACAAGAUUGGGCCUUUGUGACUGUGUUAUUUUAGGGAAUGUGCCUUUGUGCGUGCUAAGUCCAAAAAGUGGUGACAACAGUGCUUUUUAAAUUACUAAAAGGCCUCAGCUGAUCGAUUGUGAUUAAUCCCCAAAUUAGUUGUUACUUGCUGAGUUGCGGUUCAAUUAUUUGAACAUAUUAUAAAAAUGGCUUAUGAAUUUUACUGCUGCCCAUAUGAAAACCAGAAUAUUGAGGUGACAAAACACUUAAAAAAAGUCAAAUGGUGCAAGAUGUAAGACUAAAACAGACAGGGCAUUUUCUAUGAGUUGAUCAAAUUGUUCAUGCAUCUUUUAUAUUUCAUUCAGACUAAGAUUGGCUAAUUUUCUUUGCUGGAUUUGAUUGUUUUCUGACGGUGGUAAGGCCAGCUAAUGCAGUCUCUUUUUAAGGAAUUGAACAGAUUACAGAUUUGAUAAAUUGACCUAUAUUCAAUAUUAAAAUGACAUAAUACUCAAAUAAUAUACACUAUAAUACAGACAUCCGAAGUCUCCCUGAAGUUCAGGGAGUCUCCCUGAUUGUAAUAGCGGCUCCCUGAUGCCAGCAAAUGGAAUGCAAUCUCCCUGAAACUCCAAGUACUAUGAUCUAAUGUGGCCCAAAUCCGGAAAAGUGUUUAAGGAAUGUCUUUAGUUGCUGGGACGUUAUAGAACCCUUAAAGCAUCAGUAACCAAAAAGCCCCCACUGAUUCUAAUAAAAUAAAACACAAAUACUACCUUAUUUACUGCACGUAAUUAAACUUCAGAUUCUAAAAUAUUUGAGCAUUCAACAAGCGUACGAUCACUGGAAAAUAGGUUUGUUGAAUGUGGUUGUGCAAUAAAGCUACUUUUUUUAAUGUGACUUUAGUGAGAAGCUACUUUAAUGAUAAGUCUCUAUCUUAUUUAGGGUUUCAAGUUGUCCAAUAUAUAACUGGGAGGGGCGGUGGCGGCGCAGUAUCGGGAGAAGCCACCUCCCUGAAAUGAGUUUUUGCAGGUUGGGAUGUCUGAUAAUACAUUUGAAAGAGCAGCUGUAAAACGUGUUAAAAUAUUUAGUUGUGUAUGUCCCUUAUUCACUUCAUCUGGAUCAUGGGUCUUUAUUGCUUUUAAGUUGAUAUAGAAAGCCUCCACAAACACAACUUGGUUAAUUCAGCAAAGAAUUAAAUAAAAAAGUGGUAAAACAUUUUGAAAUAUUCUUUUCUAAAUGAAACAUAGAAAAUGAUUAUCAUGUUGUUUUGUCAUAGUACUUGUAACAAUAUUUUACAUUUCAUUAUUAAAGGAAAGGCUUCUACAUAAAAUUGUAAAGAAAAAGGAUGUCAUUUUUAUAUAAUUAUUUAUAUUUAUUUUUAUUAAAGAUUUAAAAAUAAAACAAAAUUAAAAUAAAACUGUGUUUUUUAAAGAUGCCUUAGUAACCUUAAGUUUAAGUUACCACGUCUUAAGAAACCAUCCCAAAGCUUAUGAAUUAGGUGUACAUUUUCUCCAGCUGUGGAACAGUAAGCCUCAGGACUGAUAGUUCCAAACACAAAUGUAUAUCAGACAUAAACAAAGGGGAAUACAAAUUAUCAAAGUCUCACAUUUUGUAAAAUUAUUUUUAUUUUUAUAUAUUUGUAAACUCACAAUAUACUGUAUUAAUAUUACAUCCCCUACGAGACAUAUAUAUAUAUUUUAUUUAUGAUUUUUUAUUGUUUUUAAACAAAGAAAACAUACACAACGUAGAGCAUCUAUUAAUUACUUUACCCGAUGGAACAUUUUUCUGCCAUUCGUUGAAAAAAUUGUAGUUUGGUAAUUAAAGCCUAUGAAAAGAUCAGAUGUAUUUUUUAAAGUGGAUAUAAGACAAUAAAAACAAAUAUAGAAGACAAAAAGAAAAGAGGAAAAGAGAAUAGAGAGAAAAGUGAGAAAAAUAGGUUGGAAGAAUAGAAGAAAAGUCAGAAUGGAAGAGUAAGGGAGGUAUCGGACCUAGAGAAGAUUUGGAAAGGGCAGAGGGUUAUAGGAUGAAGGUGUCUGUGAUAUAGGCAAAGCUGCUUGAGUAUAUUAGUGGUCUAAUUAUUCUGAUUAGCUUAUUUGUGUUUCCCAUUAAAAUGUAAUGUGUUGGAACAUAGCUAGCUUGUUUUUUCUAAGGUAACAAUACUCCUCAAGUGCCAUCAAUUUGUGAGUUCUCUCUAUCCACUCAGUGAUGCUAGGCAAUCCCCAUUCUUCCAGUCUCAAGCAUGUGUGUGUACAUAUAUUUGUAUGUGUGUA